AUGUCACGAAACUCGUUCCAUACUCGGUGGAAAUCCACCACCAGAUCCGCAGCCCCUCUGCCUGACCCUUCCACAAAAUGGAGUCAAGUUGGUCCGGCAAAGGAGCAUUUAGUGCAGCAGUUGGAGACCCUUUACUGGGAAGGAGUCCGCGGCGAGAUCGAAAAUAUCAUUCGCACACUUAGAAUAUUUCAGGCCCCAGAGUACGCGGACGGGCUGAUUGAUAAUGUGGGGGAGAACGAUAUCCAUGGAUAUGACACAUUCCUGGACCAGGUCAACCAGCAAGCGCGCGCGUUUGCGCUUCGUUACCGAGACGAGCGAACGGAGUAUAAUGGCCUGGCUACAACAAGAGUUCUGGAUAGCGAGAAGGCUGUUCGAGAUCUGACGUACGAUAUCAUUGCGGAGAGGAGCAGCGCCAGGGUGACAGCAGAAGUUCGAGAGAAUCUGACAAGUGAGCCAACAACUACACCUUCCCUCGAAGGGAUACCCACUAACGAACUUCCAAAGACGACCCGAAAAGAUCUAGUAUCGAAAGGCAAGCAUGGUUACUGCUUCAGACAGCAGAUGAUCGAGGACCGUCCAGACCAGAGGAGGCCCAAGAGGGUCCCUGGUAUACCGCAAUUGGUGGCGAAGAGCAUGGGUACACCUGUCGAAUUUCGAGUGCUGAAGUGUGCCCAAUGCCACAACGCCAUAACCGGCAGCAUGUUCACGCGUCGGAACGAGGAAUUUGCGACGUCCACCAUCUGCGAAGGCUGCUAUUGGGCUCACCAUUAUGGCGACCAAUCGUACGUCAAGCAGUACAAGCAUUCCAUCGUAGAGGACGCGAUCGAGCUGGCGGAACGGCAAGGGUCAUGCAAAUGCGAGCAAAAUACUAAACAGCUCACAGGAUGGUACCACCUCAAAUUCAAAGAUGGCAAUCACUAUCAAAUUAGCGCCACGAAGUCGUGUCCAGUGUUUAAGAUCUCACAGGGAAUCAGUAAUGUCAAAUACAAAGGGCUUCUUGCAACCGCGGGAUUAGAGCCGCCGGUGAGGAAACGAUUUGGACUUUCUCGAGUGGCGAGCAAGCUGAAGAGACACUCGUUAUCGACAAUUGGACAGGCCUCGCCGCUCGCCCCAGAAGAACUGGCCUCGAAGUUGUACCUGCAGAGUUCGACUGGAAGGGCAAAAGCAGACGAGGAUGUCCCGCUCUUCGCUCGAGAAUGUGUCGUCGAGAAUCCGUUCAGCUAUGUGCAUAUGGUUCUACGAGUAGGACCAAUUCUUAUUGAGAGGAUGUCAGAGACGAAUGUCCUCAUAACGCUGAAGGAGCUGCCAGUCUUCCAUGACCGAUUUCAUAUUCGUGGCAACCAGCACAUGCUCCGUAUGGACCUGGAAGCAGCAGCGCAGCUAUGGUAUUGCGAGCAGCCUGUAAGCAAACCGAAGCGUUAUAAGCUCGCCAUGAAGCAGGUGGUCGGCGCUCCAUUUUCCGGUCUGCUUUCUGAAGGAGAGGAAGGCCAGGCGCAGCAGGAAACUGUUCAGCUUCUCCUGGCCGCCGCCAAUGCCUUGGAUUUGGGUCUGUCAAGUGCCGAGCAGAGCAAAGUGCUUGCAGCAGCGACAACCCCAAUAUUGGACAAGCUAAAAAAUAUUCUCGGGGCCAGACUUAAGAUCUACCUCCAGGCAAUCGGUGAAAGACUCGUCGACCAGAGCACUGCCAUUGAAACCACUGAUCCCACAUUUUGCUCCUCACUGCUUGAUCCGGCCAUAUUUGGACCCCUUUUUAACGGUCCCAUACGCGAGUUUCUCGGGGGCCCUCUCUACCUGAUGAGCUUCCUCUGUCCAACGGCAACCGAAUAUCCGGACCAGCGUAUCAUCACCAAGCACGAUGUUCCUUAUGGCUUCACAGAGGAAUAUUUGCAUCGAUAUUACUUUGGUCGUUUCAAUGACGCAGAUAUAAUCGACACUCUACAAGAAUACUGGUACGACUGGGGUUCGUUCUUUGGCGGCCCAUUGUACCGAUAUCAGGACACCUUCCCAUGGGACUGCUCUGAAAAAUGGAAACGUUGUCCGACCAAGUGCGGCGACUGUAGCAUUACAAAGCACGUAUGGGCCUUUCCGUUCGAUAGCUGGUCCUUGAUCACCCUCCACCUCCAGCGGGAGCAGUACCUGUACCCUCCGCGAGCCGGAACCACAGCAAUCUCACCAGUUGACUGGGUCCGGUCUCGCCAGUACAUCCUCGCCGCUGCAGAUGCCCUCCACCGCGUCGCAACGGCAAUGGCGCAAUCGCCACGGCUUGGAAAAGUCACGGCCUGGCUGCACGAAGACAGCCGACUGCUGCAGACACAACCAUCUCUUUCUCGGGCUAAACUCGGUGGCAUCCACCGCGCACAACCGUUCAGCCACUACUAUGAACUCGGCGCCAACCAGCACUACUUCCUGUCAGAAUGGGCCAUGAUCAAUUGUGCGGAGCAGAUAAAAGCCUAUGAGAAACUUCGAGAUGCGCGGAUGAUGGUCUUCGAGAUUCCCUGGCAGAUAGCCGGCACACCGCGGUACCGAAAGAGUGCCACAACGCACGAUAUCACCUACGGGUAUGUAGGAUUCCAGGGUCAACGGGCCGAUCACAGACCUUCUGAUAACGCAGGGGCCAACUAUUACCCCUAUUAUUAUCCCAUCACUGACACCCGCACUUCUGGCGAAGGCUAUCAAUGUGCUGAUGGACAAUUUCAGAUGACGGAUCAGACGGCUGGCGACGAUGAUCCUACCCACGGUGCGGAGCAUAACUGCGGUUCUGGGUGCGGUGCCAGUACCGAGGCUGGGGCGCUGCAGGGUGAUAAUGGUGGGUAUGGUGGAGGUUAUUAUGGCGGAGGGGGAUAUAGUGGCUGUGGGAGCGGAGGUGGCGGAGGGAGUGGAGGAGGAGGUGGUAGUGGAGGAGGUGGUGGUAGUGGCGGAGGUGGUGGUGGCAGUGGAGGUGGAGGUGGAGGUGAGUCAGCGUCAGACCCUGGGUGA
This is a messenger RNA of Aspergillus nidulans FGSC A4, 2976 nucleotides long. RefSeq lists its product as uncharacterized. The record is from RefSeq and is a predicted model, not a curated record. The coding region runs from base 1 to 2976 and encodes 991 amino acids. NCBI's taxonomy places the organism in Eukaryota, Fungi, Ascomycota, Eurotiomycetes, Eurotiales, Aspergillaceae. The transcript is spliced from 6 exons.